This is a messenger RNA of Nannospalax galili (Upper Galilee mountains blind mole rat), 3410 nucleotides long. RefSeq names its product zinc finger DHHC-type containing 24 (gene Zdhhc24). The record is from RefSeq and is a predicted model, not a curated record. The transcript has 3 exons. Bases 75 to 929 code for a protein of 284 amino acids. Lineage: Eukaryota; Metazoa; Chordata; Mammalia; Rodentia; Spalacidae. Gene Ontology annotation, molecular function: protein-cysteine S-palmitoyltransferase activity. Gene Ontology annotation, biological process: peptidyl-L-cysteine S-palmitoylation; protein targeting to membrane. Gene Ontology annotation, cellular component: Golgi apparatus; endoplasmic reticulum.
CGUCUGCUCCUGUGCCCGCCCCAAUACGGAAGCGGAGGGGGUUUCCGAGAUCUGAGCGCCGCUGGGUCGAAACCAUGGGGCAGCCCUGGGCGGCCCGGAGCGCAGAAGGGACGCCGGCGCGGCUGCCGCUCGUGCUCACCGCGCUGUGGGCCGCCGCGGUGGUCCUGGAGCUGGUCUACGUGCUGGUGCUCGGUCCCGGGCCGCCCCAGCUGGGACCCCUGGCCCGGGCCUUGCAGCUGGCGCUGGCCGCCUAUCAGCUGCUUAACCUGCUGGGCAACGUGGGGCUCUUCCUGCGCUCGGAUCCCAGUAUUCGGGGCGUGAUGCUGGCCGGACGCGGUCUGGGCCAGGGCUGGGCUUAUUGUUACCAGUGCCAGAGCCAGGUGCCACCCCGAAGUGGGCACUGUUCUGCCUGCCGUGUGUGUAUCCUCCGUCGUGACCACCACUGCCGCCUACUGGGCCGUUGUGUGGGCUUCCAAAACUACCGGCCCUUCCUGUGUCUGCUGCUCCAUGCUGCCGGUGUCCUGCUCCACAUCUCAGUACUGCUGAGCCCUGCCCUGUCAGUCCUGCUGCGGGCUCACUCAGCUCUCCACACUGUGGCCCUCCUGCUGUUACCCUGGCUCAUGCUACUCACAGGCAGAGUUUCUCUGGCCCAGUUCACCUUGGCCUUUGUGAUGGACACGUGUGUGGCAGGUGCACUGCUAUGCGGAGCUGGGCUGCUUUUUCACGGGAUGCUGCUACUGAGAGGCCAGACCACGUGGGAGUGGGCCCGGGGCCAGCACUCCUAUGACCUGGGCCUCUGCCACAACCUGCAGGCAGCCCUGGGGCCACGUUGGGCCCUGGUCUGGUUCUGGCCUUUCCUAGCUUCCCCGCUGCCUGGGGAUGGGAUCACCUUCCAGACCCCAGCUGAUGUGGGCCUUGUGACUUCCUGAGUCCAGAUAGAGCCAGAACUGAAGAGGGCAGAGAGGAGCAGAAGAGGGAACUGAGAAUGCUUUCAGCGUCAUGCCUGCAGUGGAGAAGCCCAAACUCCUUCCUUCGACUUGCCCCUGCCCAGUCUGGGUUCUUCUAUGUCUAGAGUUAAGACACUGUAACUCAGUCCCUUUGGGCAGAGGAAGGUCUGGCAAGGGGGCUGCUUGGUUGGCCUGCCUGGCUGCCCCUCUGUCAGACUGAUAAAGUGCCCACCUAGCUCUUGGCCUCCCUUCAUCUUUGCUGGGUUCCCAUCCCUCACUUUGUUAUUCUGGCUGUUAUUCCUGGUUCCCAUGAUUGUCAGGCCUGGGAGACCACCAAAGGCCUAUGCAAUUGAUGGGCCAGAGCUCUGCCUCCUCUGGCCCUGGCAAGGUGAGGUGGGAUACAGGCAAGGAGAAUCCAGACAUGCUUUAGAGGAUCAGCACGUGACAGAAACAUUUCUGCAGCAGGGGUUUCAAGGAUGCUCUUCUGGCUAACCUGGUCUGUGGGGCCAUAGCUUCUUGAUCCUGUGAGUGAAAAAUGUAAAGUUCUACCAGACAGUGUGGCAGAUGGGGUGGAAAAUGGAAGAGGCUGGAUUUGAACUCAGAUCUUUGCAAGGCUCCUUCACUUUUCACACAGCUGAAGGAAGUGAGCAGGAGAAACAUCAGGACAAAGCAACUAGCUGUGGUGUGUGCAGUGCCCACGAAGGACAAUGCUGGGCAGGUGGCCUGCACCUCUGUGGCUCUUGGGAGCAACUUGUUCAGCACUUCACUACUGUUUUUUUGUUUGCUUUGCUUCUGUUUAUUUGUUUAUUUUUAGAGAAAGGGUCUCAUUUGGUAGUCCAGGAUGGCCUGGAACUUACUAUGUAACCCAGGCUUGCUUGAAUUCACAGCAAUCCUACUGCCUCAGCCUUCCAAGUACUGGGAUUACAGGUCUGGUAAACCACAACGCCUAGUUUUGAACAUCUAUAUAAAUAUAGUAAGCAUUAAACAUGGCAGGCUUGGGGGCUGGAGAGAUGGCUCAGCGGUUAAGAACACUGGUUGUUCUUGCAGAACACUAUCGUUCGAAUCCCAGCACCCACACGGCAGCUAACAACUGUCUAUAACUCCAGUUCCAGGGGAUCCAACAGCCUCUUCUGUCCUCCGAGGGCAUUGCAUGACACGGGUGCACUUACCUACAUGCAGGCAAUACACUCAUACACAUAUAAAAAAUAAAAAUAUUUAAACAUGCAGGCUUCACACCAGUUUAUCUCCGUUUGCUCUUAGGCUCACUAAAAUGAUAAAAAAUAAAAAUGAUAUAAAAUGUAUAAAGGGGAAAAAGAUAGGAGCCAGCAGUGCCCCAAAGAGCCUGACAGUGUUUUGAAGGAUGGAAAGAGGUGGGAGCUGCUUCACUCUCCUAGCAGAGAAUUAGAACUUGAAUUAUGUCUCCCCAAAGGGAGGGGGCCCCAUAGGCCAGGUGAAUUGUUCUCAGAACCUUGGGGAGACCUAGGAACUUCCCUAGGGCUGUGAAAGGUGAGUGAGGUGAGGCUUUGGGCCAGCCUUGGGUUUGGUGUGGGGAGCUUGGAAAGUUUGUAUGAGGGCACUAGCUAUGUUCCUCCUCACAGACCUCACCUGUCCUUGUAGCCAAGCAGCAGCCUCUCUGCGAUGGGGUGGGGGUGGGAUAUCCACAGACUGGACCAGAAAAGCUCUGGAUCUCAGGGGCACUGGGGAAUAUGGGAAUGAGGGGCUGGGUCAAAAAUGGGGCUAAGGAAAAGUCGAUAGAAAAUGAUGAGGAUUCUGUGCAGGUAAUCAUAUGCUGCCUCCCAAUCCUUGGGAGACAGGGAUCUGACAAGCUUUGCCCAAGCCCCUGAGGUCAUUGUUUUUGUUUUCAAGUGUGCUCUAUUGCUUUGUUUUAAAGACAUCAGGCUCUCUGUGUGCCUGGCCCUGGGUUCUGUGUACAGAAGGCGUUGGCAGAUCCACCCAGUUUCCUCUUCUGUGUUAUUCACCCUAUAAAAUGUCUAGUUUUCAUGUUUUUUGUUUUAAGAGUGAAGAGAUGCACUCAUCACCUCCUGUUUGGGAAACUUAGCAUUGUCUUGAAUUCCCUGCUGUGCCCUCCCUGGUUGGGGAGAUGCACUGUCUGGUCUUAACCUUCCCUUGCUUUGCUUUAGAUUUUGUUAGAUAUUUUUGUAUUGGUUCUGCACACUUGAAUUUUAUAUGAAUGGAAUCAUACCAGGUUUAUUAUUCUGUGACUUGCCUUUUCACUCAAUAUUAUGUUUCUGAGAUGUGUCCCAAUUACUGCAUGCAAUGGUACGUACCCCUUUUCCCUUCUAUAUGGAGAUCUGAAUAGACCACAACUAACCUGUUUUCUUCUGGUCACUUUCUCUACCCCCAUGUCCUUUGUGAAUCACCUAAGAGCCCUAGCUCUUCCUGAUCAAUCUUAGAAUCAGCUUGUCAAGUUUCACCAAUAAAAAUACCCUUUGAGAUCAUGAA